CCGCCAGACUUGGGGACCUCUGGCCGCGUUCCUGACCUGCAGCCUGACUGGCCGGGACCAUGGGGUGCUGCCCAGGCGAGUGCUUCGGCUGCUGCCCUCAAGAACAAGACUGCUGUGAAGUGUGCUGCUGCCAGCCCGCCUGCUGUGGCUGCUGCGGGUCCUGCUGCGGGUCCUGUUGCGGCUGCGGCGGCUCGGGCUGCGGCGGCUCGGGCUGCGGGAACGGCUGCUGUGGAUCUUCCUGCUGCGGCUCGGGCUCCGGCUGCGGCUCGGGCUGCGGGGGCUGCUGCGGGAGCUGCUGCGGCUCCGGUUGCUGCGGCUCCUCUGGGUGCUGCGGCCCUGUUUGCUGCCAGCCCACACCUGUCUGCGACACGAAAUGAAGUCCUUUCCCCCCUCCACUGAGGCAGUCCGGGUGAAAGCCUCCGUCUGCUCCAGGUGGAGACCACUUGUCUCCAGCACCUUCCACGCCCCCAAGACAGUGUCCAGCCUCGGGUGUUAUUUGUAGAGGAGGCCUUGUUCUCCAGUGUCUGCCCUGGUGUGUCGAGGCACUGAGAACAAGAACCAUGCUGGUGAGGAAUUAGAACUGAGUCUCAGCCAAAGUGAUCCCAGCAGCUCAAAGGGUGAAUCCCCGUGACUUUAUUUUCAUGAAGCUGGAUGUCUGGUCACUAUAAGGCAUCCUCUUAUUCAAGAUGUCUUUGGGACUGAGCCCUCCCCUCCAGCUGUCUGCUGCUUUUGAGAUGCAAAAUUCCUCUUUAUUCACUUCCUAAUAAAUUCAAGCAUGCUGCCUAACCAAA
This is a messenger RNA of Equus quagga, 791 nucleotides long. Its product is annotated as keratin-associated protein 17-1. The transcript has a single exon. Lineage: Eukaryota; Metazoa; Chordata; Mammalia; Perissodactyla; Equidae. The coding region runs from base 60 to 377 and encodes 105 amino acids. The record is from RefSeq and is a predicted model, not a curated record.